Molecule: messenger RNA, 6427 nt
Organism: Talaromyces proteolyticus
Lineage: Eukaryota; Fungi; Ascomycota; Eurotiomycetes; Eurotiales; Trichocomaceae
Product: non-ribosomal peptide synthetase
Exons: 10
Coding region: 1-6420 (2139 amino acids)
Biological process (GO): secondary metabolite biosynthetic process; amino acid activation for nonribosomal peptide biosynthetic process
Cellular component (GO): cytoplasm
Molecular function (GO): phosphopantetheine binding; catalytic activity
Source: RefSeq, a predicted model, not a curated record
AUGGAUUUGGAAGGAAUUACCGAAUGGCCUCAGCACACAGCAGGCACCUUCGAGAUCAAGCUUCCUGCACGGAUACAUAUAACAGAAGAAUCGGUUCCUUCCUCCGUCGCGUCGCUAGCUUUUACUCCGUCACCCGACAACUCACCCAUCUACACACCGCCCAAUCCCGACACCAGCACCAAAAUUCCGGAGUUCUGGAACGUAUGCGUCCACGAUGAAGCUCCCGACGCCCCGGCUGUAGUUGCCUGGGACGGAUCUUUCACCUAUGGGGAGCUCGAUAAGCUAUCUACUCGACUAUCGUUUCUCCUAAUCCUACUCAGUGUGAAACCCGAAUCAUUUGUCCCAAUUUCCAUGGACAAGUCACAGUGGACGACAGUUGCCAUCCUUGGUGUCCUUAAGGCCGGAGCGGCUUUUACUCUGCUGGACCUGUCACACCCGCUCCCCAGGUUGCGAGCGUCCUGCGAAGACCUGGAGGCCACCAUCAUUCUCACCCAAAUAGCGAACGCGGUCGUCGUCGAACGUCUUUGUGAAGCGUGGUACCCCAGUCCUCUGACGGCUCAGCCGCUAACGACAUCUGUCUCCCCGGCUAACGCCUUAUUAUGCCCCAAGGGGGUGGUGAUUGAACACCGGGCCUACGCUUCCGGAGCCAGAGAACACUUGAAAGUAUUCCAGAUUGAUCACACAUCUCGAGUCUUGCAAUUUUCUUCCUACGCGUUUGAUGUCAGCAUUAUGGAGACACUGAGCACACUGAUGGCGGGCGGCUGCCUGUGCGUGCUGAAAGAGACCGAACGGACAGAUCCCGCAUUGUUCAUCGAGGCUUUGAAUAAGUUCAACGUCAGCCACGCCAUGUCGACCCCCUCCUUCUCGAGGACCAUGCCGUGGCGCGAGGCAAGAUACAUCCGCACCUUGAUCCUCGGCGGAGAAGCAAUGCAUCCUACGGAAGCGGCAUUCUACGCUGAAUGCGGGAUUAGACUUGUAAAUGCAUACGGCACUGCAGAGUGCUCGGUGAACGCCACGACGGAACCCGAGGUCAAGCCUGGAGCGAAUGCCAACUGUUUCAGUCAGCAUACAGGCGCCGUGGUCUGGUUGGUCAACCCAGAUGAUGCAGAGCGCCUAGUAGCCCCUGGGACGGAGGGGGAGCUGUUAUUAGAAGGACCCAUUGUUGGGCGGGGAUACUUGAAUAAUAAGAAAGCCACCGCGACGGCGUUUAUAGACCCGCCGACAUGGUUGCAGAGGCUUCGUGUUGGGCAGUAUCAACAUCGACUGUACCGGACAGGAGACCUAGCAGUCCAAGACAGCGUCACUGGAUCUCUAGCCCUCCUCGGCCGCAAAGAGGGGCAGGUGAAAAUCCGAGGACAGCGGGUGGAGCUGGCUGGCAUUGAACAGCACAUUCGAGAGACCCUGCCCACGGCCGCGGAAGUGAUUGUCGGAGAAGUGGCAUUUAUUCAACUUGACAUGAUGAAGACAGGUCCAGCUAGUGAUUCCCCCUCCUUAUUCCCGCCCCCUGACUCUGCCUCAAUCCAGAGGUUUGCCGCGGUCCAGACCCGGCUUCAAGAACAACUCCCAACCUACAUGAUCCCUAGUAUAUUCAUCCGCGUCGCUUGUAUCCCCAGGACUACUUCUGGCAAGGUAAACCACUCCAUUCUGCGGUCGACCGCCGCUAGUCUUUCAAGAACCGACCUACAAGCAUUCGCAAGCUCACCCACACACAACACGCUCGGGCUUCCAUUGACGGGGAUUGGAAUGAAUGACACUUUUGUGCAACUAGGUGGAGACUCUAUUCUGGCGGUACGCCUUGUAGGAGCCGCGCGGCAGGCUGGUCUUAUCCUUGAUAUUCGCGACGUGCUGGGGACGAAACGGUUAGAGCAGCAAGCGCAGGACGCAACAACCAAAGCAUCCAGUGUCUGUCUCAGCCGAUCCCCUGUCUAUGCACCUUUCACACUGUUAGGUACCAGAAACAGCAACGAGUGCGGUGCUUCUUCUGCGGAUAUUGAAGACGUCUACCCGUGUACGCCGUUGCAGGAAGGAAUGUUUGCUAUAUCAAUGACGCAUCCCGGAAUGUACAGGCACCAGAUUGUGUUCCAAGUUCCAGCAUCUACUAGCAUAAUCCGAUUCAGGUCAGCGUGGGAAGCCACGGUGCAAACCUGCCCUAUCCUCCGCACGCGCAUUAUCCAGACCCCGCAGGGCCUUUUGCAGGUGGUGAUUAGAGAGAAUUUGACGUGGCAAGAAGAAACUUCUGAAUUACCAAUUCUCCCAGGCUCACCUUUAAUGCGCUGUUCCUUCGUUGAUGGCAAACUGACGCUGACAAUCCAUCACGCGAUCUGGGACGCUUGGACAAUGGAGCUGAUCCACAACCACCUGGAGCUCGCCUUUCAGGGUCGGUCGGUGAGAACGUGUCAGCCCUUUCACUCCUUCAUAGGGUAUUUGCAGGAAACCGACGACAAUGCUCUAGAUACCUUCUGGCGCGACGAGCUGGCUGGCCUUGAAGCUGCUGUCUUCCCAAGCCUGCCGUCAGUUCAGUAUCGACCUUCACCUACGGCGACGCUCCGGCACAUCGUGAAGGACAUGAAAAUGACGGCUCGCCGCCAUACGACCGCAACAUAUAUCCACCUGGCCUGGUCAAUGUUGGUAGCACAGUACACGGACUCGGUCGAAGCUGCCUACGGUCUCACCGUCAAUUGCCGGAGUGCUCCCCUGGACACCAUCGCGGAGGUGGCCGGACCAACCAUUGCUACAGUGCCCAUGAUAGUAGCGGUUAGCUCGGAUGAUACUGUCACAGAAUUGCUAGAGCAGAUCCAUUCACGCACGAUUAGAAUGAUCCCGCAUGUACAGACUGGCCUGCAGCGAAUCGCCAAAGCUAGCGCCGACGCCGCGAGGGCCUGCCGCUUCCAGAGCCACCUCAACAUUCAAGCUGCGACACCCGACCGGGCCCAACGGUUGUUCCCCGUCACCUUCGGGACCCCGGGUAGAGGAAUGGAUCUGACACGAUUCGCGAACUACGCGCUCAACCUUCUUCUGCAGUUGGCCAAGGAUGGCAGCACGGUCUCUGUUGACGUGGCGUAUGACCCGCAGAUCCUCAGCGCCGGGCAGGUUGAGAGGAUGAUGCAACAGUGGGAGCACAUUCUACAUAAAAUCACCCGUCAACCCACGGCAAAGGUUGGGGAGAUUGAUCUGCUAAGUCCACGAGACAGGGAGGACCUACAGGGUUGGAACACCAUCAUGCCACCAGCAGACCGUCGGUGCCUCCCGGACCUCUUACUGGCUCAGGGAGCGAGUCAACCACAUCAACUGGCGGUCUCUGCCUGGGACGGUGAUUUUACGUACAGGCAGCUGGUGGUCUUAACAUCCGCUCUGGCACGGCGGCUCAAGGCCUCGUUCGCCGUCGGACCCGGAUUGUUUGUGUCCAUUUGCAUGGAGAAGAGCCGGUGGACAAUAGUUGCCAUUAUUGCUGUCCUCCGUACUGGGGCAACCUGCGUGAUGCUGGAUUCCAAAGUCCCGAGGCAACGUAUGCAGGAAAUAAUCUCAAGUGUAUCCACGCGCAUCGUGGUCAACGAUCCGGCGACAGCUCCCCUGACAGAGGGGCUGACCGAGCGCGAGCUCUGCAUGUCAGUACAAUUCACGAAACACUUGGAGAAAGACCCGCACAAGCGUCGCGUCCACUCUCACCCUGACAUGCACUCAAACCCCGAUGAUCUGGCCUUCGUCAUUUUCACAUCUGGCAGUACAGGAAAGCCUAAGGGAGUCGCAAUGCCACAUUCAACCUUAAGCAGCAGUAUUCGCUACAAUGGCUCCGCGAUGAAAGUUAAUGCGAGCACUCGCGCCCUACACCUCUCCUCUUACGCCUUCGAUGUCAGUAUCUAUGAGAUCUUCACAACGCUGGCCGCUGGAGGUUGUAUCUGUGUGCCGUCAGAGUUCGAGCGAUUGAACGAGCUGGCGGAGUCUAUUCAAAAGUAUGCCGUCAACUGGUCCUUUAUGACUCCGUCGACGGCGCAAACUAUCGAUCCAGCUGAGGUGCCUAGUCUCACGACCCUUGUGUUGGGCGGCGAAGCAGUCAUGCAGGAGCACGUUGACCACUGGUAUCGUUCUUUGUCCAGUGCAAUUCGGUCCCUCGUGAACGGUUACGGCCCCGCAGAGGCCACAAUCUGCGCAGUAGGUCCCAUUCAGAAGAACCAUUGGAAGCCCGGGGUGAUAGGGCACGUGGUAGGUGGCGUAGGCUGGAUUACGAACCCUUCUGACCCUGCGCAGCUGAUGUCAAUCGGGGCCGUCGGGGAGCUGCUUCUUGAAGGACCUUUCCUCGCUCAGGGCUAUUUGAAUCAACCUGAUGUCACCGCGGCCACAUUUAUAGACCCGCCGUCAUGGCGCCUCCGCCUGCCUUUCCCGCGCAGCACCCGGGGGAAGAUCCAACUCUAUCGCACGGGCGACCUUGUUAAGAUACACGGCCAGCGUGUCGAUCUGGCUGGCGUGGAGGCGCAGGUCAGACUCGGGUUACCCGGUUGUGCGGACAGCCUGAAGGUUGUCGCCGAGGCUAUUCAGCUACCGUUGGCCAAUGAUACAGCAUCCACCCUGCUGGUAGCCUUUAUUCAGCGCGUAGAGACCCCGGUACGAGGAGGGGGACGCCUCCUAUUCCCCAUAGACGCGGACUUCCAACACGCUAUAUCCCGCACGCAAACCUACCUCCAGUUCGUCUUGCCACUAUACAUGGUGCCUUCUGUUUUUGUACCACUCAGCCGCAUCCCAAGCACGGUUACAGGCAAGGUCGACCGCCGCGCGCUGCGAGAUGCUAUUCUUGCUCUAUCGUUGCAGGAUCUGCAGCAAUACCGGUCUAACAACGACCGCCGGACGAGUACCUCGACCUCGGUCCUCAGUGUGGCCGAGCAACGUCUUCAGACGAUCUGGACGGAUCUCCUCGGCGUCCCGUGUGGGACAAUCGGGUCCGAGGAUACGUUCAUCGCUCACGGCGGCGAUUCAGUUUUGGCCAUGCGGAUGAUUUCCCGGGUGCGACGAGAGGGUUUUGCGUUCACCAUCGCUGAUGUGCUUAAUAACGGGACAUUGGCCCGUUUAGCCCAGAAAACGGCUACUUCUGCCCAGGAGAAGGCUCCUUUGCCUCUCUCGCCCGGAGUUAUUAAGACUUGCCAACAAAGGGUGGGCCUCCCCCGCCCUGCCUCGGAUGCUCAGGCAUUUUUCAUCCAGAGGUACCCCUGGACACAUUGGCAGUUUAACAUCGAUGGUAAAGUAGAUGUCAAACGAUUGCGGAAGGCAUGUGCGCAUCUUAUCGCUGCUCACAGCAUCCUUCGAACCAGGUUUGUGCCUGGUGAAGCGUCGGGAACGAGACCGCUUCAAAUCGUGAUGCAGAGACUCCACACCCCGUUGCACACAGUCAGCACCGACCAUGACCUCGAAAGCUACAGCAGGUCCCUUUCUCAAGACGAGCAGGAUGUCGAUGUCACUGCGGCCGACCCACCCACGCGGUUUACUUUGGUCUCCAACAAGUUCGAGGCAGCGCAUAUUUUUGCGGAUCUCCAGGCUCUCUAUAAUGGAGCCCACACCAUUACCUCGACGGAUUUCGAGCGAUUCCUCGAUGAGCGUAGCCUACACGAGAAUAAUCAGCGCGCACGACAUUUCUGGCGUGACUACCUCGCCGGCUCAUCACCUCGCUACAUCCUCUCUCCAAAUGCGCUAUCAUUAUUCCUAUCGUCCCCCGCAAGCUCUCCCCAGUCCCUUCCGUCUGUAAUCUCAGCCUCCAACAGCAUCCAGUAUACCAACCUCCCUGCCGGACUAACACUCGCAAUGGUGAUCAAAGCAUCCGUAUCUCUCGUUCUCGCACGCCGAACUGGUCAAAGAGACGUCCUUGUUGGUCAGAUCGUGAAUGGGCGCAGCUUGCCAGUGGCCGGUAUUGAUGAGAUCGUCGGGCCCUGUGUCAACUGUAUUCCCUUUCGCGCAACUAUCCGUCCGAAUAUGACGGUUUGUGAAUACCUACGCCAUAUCCAAGACCAACAUAAUGGCAGCAUGGACUACGAGGGAGUCGAACUCUCAACAAUCAUCCGCGAUUGUGCACGGCAUCUUCUCGAUGAAAAUAUGAAUCUAACAACAAAGUCGAAAGCAUCAAAAGACACGCAUUUCGAGUUUGGUAUCAUCCUCCAACACCAGAAUAUCGACAUGGACCUGGGCUUGAAUCUUGCUGGCGCGCGGUAUAAGUCGUUUACUUCGUCCGGCUCGCUGCGUCCAGGUUCUGAAGUAUGGAUCUGCUCCACGCCGCGGACGUCGGCAGUCGAGGUACAGGUUAUCGGCUCAAGCAGGAUCCUGAACAAGGAAAUCGCGAAGAGUUUGGUUGAUGAGAUUUCAGCCAUGACAAGAAUUCUUCUCAGGAACACGGAUAUAGACAUCGAUAUCUACCGGGUGGCCUUCUGUGACAUAGAGUGAGUAAUUG